AUGGUUUUAAAUGCAAACCGGGCAUCCGUACGUUGUUGCGUUAUUUUGCUAAAUGCUUUUAACUUUUUCGUUUUUGUUUUUAAGUACGCCCCCGAAACGCUUUGCCCAAAAAGGGUUAAAGCGCUUUAUAUAUUUAAAAAAGUUAAGCAUAAGCGUAAGGCCUUGUAUUUUAAAAACGUUUUUAAUUUUGGCUUAAAUAAAGAUCGUUUGGAAUUUCGGAAACCAUUAGUUAAUAUUUGUAGUGCUGGCGGCCUUUUUAAACGUAUUGCGGUAUUUUUAAAAAAUUAUUUAAAUUUUUAUUAUGGAAGU
Molecule: messenger RNA, 309 nt
Organism: Gaeumannomyces tritici R3-111a-1
Lineage: Eukaryota; Fungi; Ascomycota; Sordariomycetes; Magnaporthales; Magnaporthaceae
Exons: 2
Source: RefSeq, a predicted model, not a curated record